Hylaeus volcanicus is the source of this 688-nucleotide messenger RNA. RefSeq lists its product as uncharacterized. Lineage: Eukaryota; Metazoa; Arthropoda; Insecta; Hymenoptera; Colletidae. Bases 65 to 688 code for a protein of 207 amino acids. The record is from RefSeq and is a predicted model, not a curated record. The transcript is spliced from 3 exons.
AGCAGUAGUAAUCAUUCCAGUGACAGUAUAAUCGGUGUAGUUAGUGUUAAUUUACAAAAAAACAAUGUCCAGCAGCGAAGAUGAAUUGAUUAUCUGUGUUGCUGCAGCUACCAUAGUAUGUGAAGAAAGCAGAAAACAUCAACGAAGGUGGUGGAUGCGAGCAAUUUUCAAAGAACGUGCACGAGCUCCCCUAUUGGAUCAAUUACAAAUGGAAAAUGGAAGUGGAUUUAGGAAUUUUUCUCGAAUGACACGAAGUGACUUUGAAUUUUUGACAAAUUCAAUUGGAGCGAAAAUAGCUCGGAAAGAUACAUUUUUUCGUCAAAGUAUUUCAAUAACCGAUCGACUAUUGAUUACUUUAAGAUUUUUAGCCACCAGAGAUUCUUUCCAAUCCUUAUCAUAUAUGUUUCGAGUGUCGAAACAAUGCAUAUCACUAAUUGUGCCGGAUGUAUGUGAAGCACUCAUCGAUGCCCUAAAAGAUGUUGUGAAGGAAAAAACUAAUUUUCCGCGUUGCGUCAGUGCUAUCGACGGAAAACAUAUUAUUUUGCAAGCACCUAUGAAUAGCGGCAGCAAAUUUUACAAUUACAAGGGCACAUUUAGUGUAGGAAAUAUCCUGGAUACCGAUGGUACACAUAAUGUUAUGGAAGCGUUCAGACGGCGAUUCUCGCGAGAUACAGUAUCGCGAUACUGA